This is a messenger RNA of Rhizophagus irregularis DAOM 181602=DAOM 197198, 599 nucleotides long. RefSeq lists its product as uncharacterized. The record is from RefSeq and is a predicted model, not a curated record. NCBI's taxonomy places the organism in Eukaryota, Fungi, Glomeromycota, Glomeromycetes, Glomerales, Glomeraceae.
GGUAAUAUUUUAUUAUCAGAUAAUUACAAUGAGUUAUUUAUUAUUGAUUUAGGAUUAUGUAAACCUAUAAGUGAUUUACAAGACUCUGAUAGUAAAUUAAAUGAAGUUUAUGGAGUUUUGCCUUAUAUGGCGCCUGAAAUAUUAAGAAAAAAACCCUAUACACCAGCAAGUGAUAUUUAUAGCUUUUCAAUGAUAAUGUGGGAAUUUGCAUCUGGUAUUCCUCCAUUUAAUCAUGUAGCACAUGAUCAUCACCUUAUUUUGAGUGUUUGUAAAGGGGAACGCCCUGAAAUUAUUGAAAAUACUCCAAAAUGUUAUAUAGAUUUAAUGAAAAGAUGUUGGGAUUCAGAUCCUUCCAAUAGACCAACCAUAACAAUGCUAGAAAAUAUUAUAUCUGAAUGGAUUAGAUGUAUUAAUGAAUAUUAUGAAAUAAAUAGGGAUGGAAAUUAUAAAUAUCAAGUACUUAAUAUUGAUAAUCAAUCAGAAGUUGAUAUGUUUGAAUUUAUAAAAGCAAACAAAACUUUAGUACAAGAGCAAGCAAAUGCUUCUAUUAUACAACCUCAUACACAAGCAUAUCAUACAAGUCGUAAACUUACUGAAAU